AUGCCGACUACAAGUUCCCGUGGGUCAACGUUGGGCCCAAGGGAUCAGCAUCAGACGCUGACCAUUCACGAGAUCGGAUGGACGGUGAUGACCGCGUAUUCCCAGUAUGGUGUGCCAUACUUCAUCAUCGGAGACGAUGCCUUUCCACUCCGCCCCUGGAUGAUGAAGUCCUUUUUCAUGCGUCAGAUGGACCCCGAUCAGCAGAUCUUCAACUGCAGACUGUCUCGGGCCAGACGAGUGGUGGAGAAUACCUUCGGGAUUCUGGCUAUGAGGUUCCCUAAACAGAUAUCGCAGGCCUGGGUCACUUUACACAACAUGCUGAGAACGAGGAACCGGAACAGUCAGAUGAACCUCACAGACCGGGGAAUGGGGACUGUUCACUCAACCCAGGCAAGUGGCGCUCCUACACACAGCUGCUUGAUGGGGAUAACCGGGGUACGAGGAACGUUACCCCACUAGAUGGCACCAACCAAAGAAACUAUUUGAAGGACUAUUUCAUGGGCCCAGGAGCUGUUCAUUGGCAAGAGAA
This is a messenger RNA of Haliotis rubra (blacklip abalone), 529 nucleotides long. RefSeq lists its product as uncharacterized. Lineage: Eukaryota; Metazoa; Mollusca; Gastropoda; Lepetellida; Haliotidae. The record is from RefSeq and is a predicted model, not a curated record. The transcript is spliced from 2 exons. Bases 1 to 459 code for a protein of 152 amino acids.